CUUUAUUGGCACCAAGGGGCCCUCGGGCGGGGGGAGUGAGGACAUCUUUUACAGUAGAGCUGCUCUCCUGCAUGGAUUCACUGGGACGAUGGAGGAGAAAUAACGUGAGCAAAUAAUAUGGAGCAGGCUUGUCAGAGACGAGACAAAGCCCACAGGCCGAGGGAGGAACUGAGUUGCAUGCUGGUGGGUGAUGGAGCUGUGGGGAAAAGCAGCAUGAUUAUUAGCUACAUCUUCAACGGAUACAACAGCGAGUACAGGCAAACGGCUUUCGACGUCUUCACCGGUUUGGUUCACGUGAACGGCGUCCCAACACGAAUCAAACUGAUCGACACAGCUGGACAGGAGGAGUUUGGUCAUCUACGGUCUCUGUGCUAUGCCCACGUGGACGUCUUCAUCCUCUGCUUCAGCCUCGUCAACCCUCGCUCCUUUGAUAACGUCGCCUCCAAAUGGAUCCCACAGAUCCGCGCAGGCAACCAAACCUCUCCAAUAGUUCUGGUGGGAACGCAGUGUGACCUCAGGCACGACGUGGAGGUCCUGAUUCACCUGCACCAGCAGCGAGGCACCAAACCAGUGCACUUCCGCCGAGCUAGAGGCCUGGCUCGCAGGAUCCGAGCUCACGACUAUGUGGAGUGUUCGGCGCUGACACAGCACAACCUCAAAGAUGUGUUUGACUGUGCUGUGUCCGCCGCCAUCAUGCACAAGCGCACUGACACUCGAUCUAAAAAGCAAAGUCUGCUCAAAGGACUCAAGGUGUUUUGUGUUUCUGGAUGGAGGAAACUCUUUAGAUACAUCUGAUGUAGUUGUAUCAUGCAUUUUUUUACAGACCCUACAAUCUCUGGGACCCUGUGAGAAAUGUAACCUAUUCUGCUCUUUUCCUCUCAAUCCUUUCCUUUAUGUGUUGUUUUUGUCUGUUGUUGUUGUUGUUGUGUUGUUCAUAUUUUUGUGUAUGAGUCAAGGUUUUUGAAAUAAAGGCACUGUUAGUGGCUGGAUAAAUGUAAAACAGUCACUUUUAGUGCCGCACUGGAAGAUAACUGUCAGUGAGGAAAUGGAGGGAAAACACAAAGUGCCAUUUGGGACAAAUGGUCACCUGCUGAUGCUUUGAAGUGCUGUGUUUACAACACAAAAGCCAUUUAAUCUGGCUUGCAGAGUGUAAGCUCAUCCUGAAGCAUUUACAAUUACCUUUAAAACCACAAACCAAUCACAAAUGAGAUACUGAGAUACAGUAGAUACAAUGGUGAGAUACAGUUUAAUUACUGAUAUGAAGUCAUUUCAAAAUAAACUCCAUUUAUUACA
This is a messenger RNA of Solea solea (common sole), 1293 nucleotides long. Its product is annotated as rho-related GTP-binding protein RhoV-like. Gene Ontology annotation, biological process: small GTPase-mediated signal transduction. The transcript is spliced from 3 exons. Gene Ontology annotation, molecular function: GTPase activity; GTP binding. Lineage: Eukaryota; Metazoa; Chordata; Actinopteri; Pleuronectiformes; Soleidae. The record is from RefSeq and is a predicted model, not a curated record. Bases 118 to 795 code for a protein of 225 amino acids.